This is a messenger RNA of Zea mays, 1461 nucleotides long. RefSeq lists its product as uncharacterized. Gene Ontology annotation, molecular function: protein dimerization activity. Lineage: Eukaryota; Viridiplantae; Streptophyta; Magnoliopsida; Poales; Poaceae. The record is from RefSeq and is a predicted model, not a curated record. The coding region runs from base 135 to 1163 and encodes 342 amino acids. The transcript is spliced from 4 exons.
UGCGAAAAUAGCUCGAUCGCUGCACCGUACCUUCUCUUCACUAGUCUUCUCUCACUAUCUUCUCCAAUGGCAAUUCAUUAGGGCGGGAUCAACGACAGGUAGGUCGCCGGAAGGCGAGCUAGCUCGUCGUCAUCAUGGACGGCGGCAGCAGCUGGUUGCCAUUCCUAGGCCGUGGAAUUGGCGACGGCGUAUCGGGCAGCAGGAGCAGUGGCUCGGAGGUGCAGCGGAAGGAGGACGACGACCUGCCGAUCAGCUCGCAAGUGGAGGAGGAGCUCCGACAGUUCUACUUGCUGAUGGGCAUGGAGAGAACUGGACACCCAGCAGAGCGAGAGACGACGACGGCGUUGCCCCCCUCAUCGGAAUCAUCCAUGUUCCGCUCCUUCCCUGGAAGCCCGGCCGACGAGGCCUCGUCGCUCAGGCCACGGAGCAGCAACAACAAUAGUACCACGGCGAACUCCUACCACCACCACCCGGCAGAAGUCUCCUCCCAGUCCCAUCUGACCGAGCUCUCCCCGGUCACCUACGGCGGCGGCCACCGCCACUGUGACGACCAUCAGUGCUACGUCAAUCUCGACACGAUCCUAAAGCUGGACGACGAGUUCAAGCGCUGCCACGACGAACAACCCCACAACGAAAGAGCGCAGCACAAGAACGGCUUCCGUGGCGGCGCGUUCGUGCCCUACACCCGCCACCUCGGCCCCAAGAAGAAGCCCAAGCCACCUGCAGGCUCCGGCGGGCAGAGGGCGAUCAAGGCGGCCAUGGCAGCCUUGGCACGAAUGCACAUGGUCAGGCUCGCCCAGUGGCAGUGCUACCAGAUGGAACUGGUGGUAGCGCCUGCGCCGCCCACCGGCGGGAUCAACGGCAACAACCAGCAGCAGCACGUUUUGUCGGAGCGCAAGCGCCGCGAGAAGCUCAACGACAGCUUCAAGGCCCUCAGGACAGUGCUCCCCCCUUCUUCCAAGAAAGAUAAGGCAUCCACACUGAUGAGAGCAAGGGACUACGUCAGCACUCUCCAGUCUAGAGUGUCUGAGUUAGAGGAGAAGAACAGGAUGAUGCUAGUACAGUUGCAGCACCGCCGCAAUGAUGUUUCUCCCAACAAGAUUGAGGUCGACAUCAGAAGUAAUAGAGAGGAAAUUAGGAAACAUGACAGGAAUUUCACCUGAAGAUAUAUAGCAGUUGUUAUGGUUUAUAGUAGGAGGCCUAAACAGCCCUCUAGUCGGCCCAUUAUAGAGGGACAUAUAGAUAAGGAUUAGGAGGAUCCUUAGAUAAGGAGAAUCUGUUUAGAGAUCCUAAUAUUAAGGAGUCUGUUUUUAAGGAGAGUCUGUUAGAGUUCCUAAGAUUAAAGAGUCUGUUUAGAGUUGGACUAUAAAGUCCAGACGUCUGUAAUCAAUUGGCAAGCAUUGAUCAAUCUAAGAAGUGAUUGUUCCCUGCCUCACCUAUGUUCCGCACCUCACCUGAGUU